ACACGCAUAGCUCUUGUCGUGCUUCAGUACGUCACCUUAUUUUGAUUUUUAAGCGUUACAAACAAUUUUUCAACCACUUACCCCCAGAGAAAAGAUGCCAGUGAAGGCAAUAUUUAAGCCGUAGCCGAGUUCUCAGAAGCAAUGUUCAGCUGCGUUAUUCAUGGGUAUAGUCUGUUCCUGCAAGAGUGACAGAACUUGCCGGGCUGAAAGUUUACUUCGGGUUGAUCAUGGUUCCAUCGAAUUUAGACAUCUGCACUCAGGGUAAGUGAAAAAUUUUCAAAAUCCCGUUAAUUCCAGGCAUGUUGAAAUGGUUUUUCUUUUGAGAGAAUUUUUUCAGAGCAUCCAGACAAUUUGAAAAACGCUGAGACAAUGAUGAUUUACACAGUAUUUGUACUGUUGGACCGUGCUUUGACAUAUUUUCAAAACAAGCAAUUAUCCAAUCACAUGUGUAAUGUUGCCAUAUACAUUUGUUUCUAGAUAAUUUAGUUGGGACCUUUUGCAUAAUUUUAAGGGCAGAGGGAUUGUUAGGACUUUGCCGGGGGGAGAUAGAGGAAGAUACAAGGUACAAGGAGUCUAUUAUGACCAGCGGCAUUAGAACGUGGGUUACGCAAUGUGGCGUGAUGUCAUGGUUCCUGGUCUUUGCUGACCUAACAUUAACUCCAAAUGAUAAUUAGUCUGGGCAGGAAAGCUUUAUUAUAGUGAAUCUUUUAUGUGCAGGUAGUUAGAUUUCUUUCACUUUCUUUUCACAAAGAUCUCCGAUCAUUCGUGUCAGACUUGCUGUACCAUCUUGUCACGUGAUCAUGUCUCGUUCCACUGAUGAGGAUUUCGCUUUUGUGGAUAUUCCGUCGGAAAAUGUGACUAUGCCGGACGGACAAGUUUGCGCCGACCAUUUUAGAGGAUGGCUGUUAAAGUGGACAAAUUACAUCAAAGGGUAUCAGAAGAGAUGGUUUGUUCUCUCAAAUGGGCUUCUGUCGUACUACAGGUAUGGAUUUUUAGACGUGUUAUUGCCGGAAAUUCAAAAUGGCGGACGAGCUUGUCAAUAUUGUGGGAGUUUCUGUUCUUUGUGAAGGAGGAACUUUUCUUUUGUAUUUCAGAAGCCAGGCCGAGAUGGCUCAUACUUGUCGAGGGACAAUAAACCUUGCGGGCGCUUUCAUCGACGCGGAAGAUUCGUGUAAUUUCGUCAUUUCUAAUGGGGGAACACAAAUCUUUUACAUGAGAGCAAACUCUGAAGUUGAACGGCAAAGAUGGGUUACAGCGUUGGAGCUAGCCAAAGCGAAGGCCAUCAAACUGCUGGAAUCAGGUGUGAUUAUAUGUUGGGUAUUUUAUAACGAUAAAGGUGUUCGUGUAUCACUUGUAACACUCAGGCUUAUCGACUUUAAGCUUAUCCUUUACGGUAGCAAAAUGCAAAUUAGCUAAAAAUAAGAAAGAUCUGUUACAGUAGCAAUCAUGGGCAAUAGAUUGAUCUUAAACGUGUAAGCUAAUUUUGAUUUAUAGCAUUUUUGAUUUUGAUGGGUUUAUUUCUGUGUGGAUUAUUAGCUUUCCAUGUGCUUUUACACAAGUAAGGUUCUCUUCAACCGCUGAGAAUUCUUUGCGCGGAUAUAAUUGGCUGUGAUUACGAGUUGCAUACCUUACCUUUUCAUGCGUGAUACAUUUUUUUCAAGGCGGUCUAUUUGAAUUGUCACGUUGAAAAAUAGUUGAAUAAACCUUGUUAUUUGAUAAAAGUGUGAAUAAAAUUGAAUUGAGGGACACGUACAUUCACUUACCAAUUAUGCAAGUUGCUAUAUUGCAUCACACCUAAAUUAAUCUAAAUCAUAUGAUAGGAGAAAUUUCAUAACACUGUAAAGUGACAGAGUUUGAAGAGAUUAUUUUAGGUGUAUGCAGCACAUAUGACUUUGAUAGUGUUUACAAAAAAUAUUAAUGUAAGCAUAACGAGGAAGACUCAGGUGCAUAAAACAGCUGCAAGGAAGCAAGCAAAGGUUUUGAUCAUUUAAUCCUACCUUCUGAUUAGUCUGCCACACAGACGUUUUUAGUGUUGUCAUGCAACGCUCUUCCCCACAAACGGUUGCUGAGAAUCAAACCACAUUCCUUUCCCUUUGUGUUUGUGGUCUAACGAACAAACCAAUCAUGUGUGAGAAACUUGACUAUAUGUGAGCCACAGAGCGCUAGGAAACGAACAGGUUUUACAGUUUUCGACAAAUCAAUCAAUCAUCGCUGAAUUUGGACAGGCUCUAAAGGCUUCUGCCUAAGAAAAUUUGUGGGAGCCCUUUGGGCUCCAAAAAUAAAAAGUUUUGAGCUUGAGCCACAUUUCUAGGAGCCCACUGAUUGACAAACUUCAGAUUACUAGGGUAUAGAUAGUACAGAGUCACCCAACGACUGUUUUCUGUAAAUAUCUGUUCGGAGAAGCAAAUAUUGCCUAGAAUUUUCUAUUGCUUGAGGAUGGCUAAAAAUUUCUAGAUGACCAUUCCAUUCAUGUUCAUGUAUUCAAAGCUUAUCUAAUAAAUUCCCUUCGAUUUUCUGAAGUUUAAUUUUUCACAUUUCACUCCUCCUGGUUAGGCUAUUUUUCGUAGAAAAAAGGAAACCUAAAAUUUUCAGUGUCAAAAAUGUGAUGGAAAGAGGGCUCAGAAAAAUUCUGACUUUUGUAAUACAUUGAUUGCAUCUAAGUUUUUUUGAGAAAAUAAUCCUGAAGCCCUUGUAAUUUUGAAAAGACUCAAAUUCUCCUAGGAUGACUGAACAGAUACAAGUUUUAUAGUGCCGCUUAGAAUGCAUUUCUAGAGAUCUAAAAGUACUCUGGAUAGCCUCCAUGCCUCCUUGUGGAGGCGUGUGUGGCCGAAUGGUUAACACCUCAAACUCUGGAUCUGGAGAUCCGGGGUUCAAGCCUCUCCCGUCACAUUGUUUCCUUAGACAAGGAACUUUACUCCACUUUGUCUUCUUCACCCAGUUUUAUAAAUAGGUAGCGGCGACAUACUGAUGGGGGGUAACCCUUUGAUGGACCAGCAUCCUGUCCAGGGGGGAGUAGCAAUACCCCUAGGCAUGCAUCAUGCUAAUGAAACCGGGAUAAGCUCUGGCUUUUUGGGCCUUUGGCUCGUGUGCGCCUUUACCUUUUACCUUACCUCUGGAUAUCCUAAAAAGUGUUUUCAGUUUAUUAAGGCUGGAAACCAUUGUUGGGUGCCCCUGAUAGUAGCAUAGUUAAGGUUCAUCUGAAAAGCAAGGGCCAAUCUCCUUUUUUACUGUUUGUAAAUGUCUUUUUGUCAACCUCGCUUAAGGUGCUAGAGGUUUUUUUACCUAAUUGUAUUUGGAGAAUGGACCUCUGGAGCCAGGGUACCUAUCCUUAGUUUUAAUUUAAUAGUUUACCAGGAUUACGUUAUCGACAGCGUCUCUAUCUCCUUUGCUGUAAGGAACUCUAUGCACAUGUCUUCAAUAAAUCACGUCAAUUGAAAUUCGAGUCCCGAGUUUCGUGAAACCAGCAUUUUUGAAUAUUCAUCACUCAAAAGGAUUUCAAGAAAACUAUCUAUUUCUCGGGAAAAAUUACAUAACCGUUCACAUGUUCAGUAGCUCGCACUGACCGACAGUGUUCACAUGUACAAUUUAGCAAAGUUAAGUCAAAGUUUCUAGGCGAUAAAAAAGGAACAACAAAAGGUUUUUUUAUCUUGAAUUUUGGAAAAUUUACUCUGUAUUUUUGUAUAAAGUCUAUCUUUUGAACUAUAAAAAAUGUUUUUAUUUUUGUUGCAUAACGUAUGAAGGUAUGUAUUUACAUUCGUCGCGUGUGACGGUCUGAAGAGAUUGAAAUACUGUAGUAUGAUCUGAAAUAGUUGCCGUGAAUCUUUCUCAAAAACUGUAAUGUUUUUGUGAGCCUAUCAAAAAUUACCACGAAACGUACAACAAAAAAUAGAAAAGCAUAGAAUAAUGAAUAAAUAAUAUAAGAAAUCUCCGACUGUAUCGUCCAUACCAAGAUAGAAAACAUUGUUGAUCUAUGUAGAUGCAAGUAAAAUUUGCAUAGGUCACGUGUAAUUUGAAACCUCUUGCUUUUUGCAUGCAUCGCAACUUUAAAAACAUACCAAAGCAACCUAUAAACAGUUCCAGAGGCAAAAUGCGGGGGAAAAAUCAUGAUUUUGAUCCGGAAAGAUUUUCUAAGACCAUUAAAUUCAUUUGAGAUAAUUUUGAGACAAGAAACUUGAAUUAUUUUAAGUAUGGUCUCAAAAACUCAGAUCACCACUUUUUAGAGGUUUACAAUGCUUUAAUCAUUUUCUAACUUUUCUUCGUAGGUCUCAUUUGGAGCCCUGUUUCAGAGAGAUUUUUAUUUUGGUCUUAAAUAAAUUAUUUAGAAUACCAGUAUUGUGAAGAUCUUUUUUAAGAUGAAAAAAAAAUUAUUAUGCUGUCAAUCCUCAAGCUUCUGUGUAGAUUCCUAACUCAUCACCUCAGAAAAUCUGAAAUGUUGAUGGUAGAAGCUGUUCCUUAGCAACCAAAUUCAGUUCUUGGCUUUUGGUCAUCCAAUCAUAGAGAAGGACACCACUUAAAUGUGUUUUUUUGUGUGAUGUAUUCCUUGCUGGUACCAGAAAUAUUAUGAAGGAGACCUGUCUCCCUGCUUGAAGUGAAAUCUAUUCUAGAUUUAAGAAGUCUGUACUAAAAUUCUUGGAGUAUUAAGGGAGUAACCAGGAUACCAAAUGAUAUAAAAUUCAAGGCAGGUCUAAUAUUUUAAUACUUGUUUACAAUACACAUGUCUCAGGUAAUUUGCAUAGGUCUUAGCAGAGUAAAUUGAGGACAGCCAUUAAUUCAGUUGGCAAAGUCCAGGCUGGUUUGUGGCAGAGAUGUGGUUUUCUUACCAGCAGGCCGGGUACACAAACAUCUGAAAUGGUUUACUGCAGAUGUGGCUAACAAAGAAGUAGUUUUUGAGAAGUCAUCAACCAUCCAACAUUGUAAACCUGAACAAAAUGCUAUGGCUGUUUGGUUCCUGUAUUAUAAGAUGACUUUUGCACUUCUGAGGCCACUGCCAUUUUUAUGAUAUCACUGUAAAUCUCAAAACUGGUGACUAUAUAAAUGGAAAAGAAAACAUUUUGACCUCAAAUAACACUAGCAAGUUUUGAUAUUGUUGUUUUUUUUAUCUUCCUGCUGUCUUUCUAAAUAAUGGACAUAGCAAGAGAAGGUAGGUUGCUUUUUCUGCAAAGUAUAUAAAUAAUGGAUACGUUGUUCCUAAACUCCUUGUUAUGGCUGUUUACUUAGUGUAAGAAUCAUCUUGUAGUGGUUCAUGUAUUCUAUCUGUGGUGGCCAGUCUGUCUUAGCAGGUGCCUGUUGAAUAGUUAACUUGAUUCACACCAAUGCUACAUUUGUUUACUUUUUUUGCAACUAAAUCCUACUUUAAGUGUAGUUUCUUGUUAAUAAUAAUAUUUUUAAACUGCCUGUUUGUUUAUUUAUCCCCCUUUAUUUUCUGUUGUUGAAUCUCUAUUUGGGGGAAAACAUGCAAAUUAAUGCAAAUAUAAAUCUUGUAUAUGUAGUGGAUUGCAGCCAUUUUCGGUAGAUAUUUGUAGAUCCUUAAGUCAUGUCUCUUGUCUGUAUAAACUUCCCAGCCCACUUGUUCAUGUCAUCCAGAAGUUGGAUGUGUAUUGGAUUUAAAAUUUUGCUAGAUGGGAAAAAAACCAAUGUGUAUCAAUGGAUUCUUCUGAGUGCAACAUGGGAUGAAUUAUUAUUACAUGUAUCAUUUUAUUUUUGUUACUUGUGAUGUUUUUGUGGAGAUUGUCAAAACGGAAAUCCCAGAAAAGUAACUGUGCAAUUGCACACAGUAACAAUGAGAGAGAACACCUUGGACCAGAUUGCAUGUUGUACCAUAAAAGAGGCAUUUUAGGUAAAUUUAUACCUUAAAUUGCACAAUUAUUUAUUAUUUUUUGUCAGAGUUAAGCCAAGAUAAUCACCUCAGCUCAGCCUCUGUGGCAACUUUCCAUGUCUGUAUAUCACAAAGCUUUUUCCUUAGUCUUAGUUGUACCCACUCAGUGAAAAAAAUGAUAUAAAAAUAAGUUAUUUCUUGGACAGUACUCUUUGACAGCAAUCACUUUUGUGAGAAAAUGUUUUGUACUAGUUAUGCUCAGAUGGUUAUUUUUGGUAUGUGACUUAAAGCACCAACUUGCUUUAAUACUCAUUUUGUUAAGUUGUCUUUUUUUUUGUUAUUUCAAAAUUUUGAGUACACUGUUUUUUUGCUUUUUGUAUUUAUAUAGACUGAUGCCCAUGUACUACCUAAAAUUGGUUGGUUGCAUUUGUUUUAUUUUCUGAGACCAGUUGUUCAAAAGAUGGAUAAGGUUAUUCAUGAAUAGUGCAGUUGAUGUCUCUAAUACUUAUCCGCUGGAUAGUGAUUUAUCCAGUGGAUAGCAAUAUCCACUGGGUCUGUUACAUACCUUUUGCCGGUUUUUAGCUUUUAUUACUUAAGGAUGUGCAUAGUGUAGAAACAAGUAUUGUGGGCACUUUGAUAUGCAAAUGUGUCACACAUUCACUCAGACAUAAAGGCUGAUUGGUCCCAAACUUGAGAGCACCUGAUAUCAAAAUGACAACUGUUGUAGACUGAUUGUGCAUAUGCAAAGCCAAAUGCUUAGUGCUACUGCCUCAAUCCCAGCUGGUGGUCUUUCUUGUUAAGAUAACUUUAUGUAUCACUAAAUUAAAAUGUCAGUAAGUUGAUUAAGGGCGCUGAAUUAGCCAUGCAGACAAGUUAUUUUGAAAAUAUUUAUAAAAUUAAUUCUAGUUUUUCCACAAAAUUUCUCCUAAACCCAUGCAUGCUAUUUAACAGUUAUUCCUCGAGCCCAAAUGGGCUCUGAGUCAAUAGCACAUUCGGCCUUUCGCCUCAUGGACUAUUGACUCAGAGGCCAUAGGGGUGAGAGGAAUAAUUGUUUUAGUAAAAUCCAACUAGUUGGUUAAAAAUGUCAAGACAAAACAACUUUAGCUAGCAAAACGCGAUUCAGCCGCCAUUGUUUUGGUUUUCAAAGCCGGCACUUUUCGCUACUAGUGGGCAGCCUAUAACAUAUAGCCUACUAGUAACUCAACCAAUUAGAACGCAGCAUUGAUAAUAGACCACUAGUUGGAUUUUACUAAUCAGGAAUAGACUGAUCUACCUAAGUAAUUCUGAGGAGUGGAAUUCUCUUUGAAACAGGGGUGACAUGGCUACCCAGAUCUGACAAUCGUUAAGCACUCUUCUGUGAGUGCAAUCUUCAAAAUUGUAAACCUUAAAUAGAGCGAACACUACCUCUUAUGCAAAAAUCCUUUAAUUUAUUUGAAUUUUAUUUUUCUCCACUUAGCAUUAAUUACAAACACUAUUAAUUACGGAGAAUGAAAUAAUGCUAAGUUGGAGAGGGGUACAUCUAGGUAGACUAAUAUUCUGCCUCUUAGUAAAAUUGUAUAUUAUGACAAAGAAAAAUACAGUAUAGAUAUAUACUUAAGACAGCAGAACAGACAUAUAUAUAAUAUUAGUACUGAGAAGCAUAAUAACUUGUCAGUGCACAUUUAAAUUCUUUUUUUCGAAGAGAAGCAAUGUUGUUCCAAAAAUAUUUACCACUUGUACUUGGUGAAAAUCUCCUUAGGUUUGCACGAAAAGAUUUAAUAACUAGAUGAUCUAAUAAUGCACUACGAGUUUGAUAAGUAUGCUGCUCACGGAAAAAGUUGGAACUUUAUUAUCAUUUAAGUUUGGCAACAUUUUGGAAAGAGUGGAGAGUGUUUGAUUUCAGCCAUCUAAUUUGAUUUUUAAAAUUUUUUAGAUGAGGAAGAAGAAUCUAACAAUGACCAGGCUGAGGACAUCAAGCCACUGAAUACAAAGCUUGAUGACCUUCAGACUUGCAAUGAUCUUGUAGGAAAACAUGGCUCUGCGUUGCAGCGAGCAGUUGUUGAACUUCAGGAAGUGGAAGAUAAUUCUACUCUGUUCACUAAGCUUAAACUGGUGAAUGAGAAAGCCACUCUUUUUCGGAUAACUGCAAAUGCCAUGAUCAGUGUGAGUAAGCCAUGACACUUGUAUUGUUUCUUGCCUGAUUUCUCCUUUUCCAACUUUUCAGAUUAACAUUUUUAUCCCCUAAAGUGGCUUAAGGAAAAAUUUAACAAAAUUUAUCAAACUUCAAUUUUUAAAAUGCUGAAUUACAAAGCACAAGCAGACAAAACUAAAGAAUCUUUGAUUCACUGCAGUACUUUCGAUGGUGGCGCCAAGGCCAAACAAAUUAAUACUGUUUGUUUUUAAGUCUCAAAAGAUGUUUGUUUGCAUUUUCUAUGGUCAGUUGAAAGCAAAACAACCCUUUUUAUUUAAUUUAACCUCAGUAUCCUUACAUACAAAUUCCUUACCAAACUGAACUCCAUACUGUUUCUGAUUCUUUUGCAAAGAUUUAGUGGACAUCACUAAGAAUUUAAAAUAAAACAUUUCAAGGCAUUUUUUCUUUAGACGUUUAGUAAUUAUAUGAUCAUUUUUCAUAUUCCAUCUCAACUUUUUGAACUCUUUCUUGACAAUGUAUGGAAAAAAUUAAAGUCUUGCUAGCCUCUUUGAUACUGUCUCUGUAUCCCUCGCAGAUUUUUUGGUUGGGAAAACACUGCAUUUGACAAAAGAAUCGUUUCAAAACGUCACUAUUGGGACUGAACAUGGGUUAACAAAAUUUAUCAAACUUCAAUUUUUAAAAUGCUGAAUUACAAAGCACAAACAGACAAAACUAAAGACUCUAAAGCCAAACAAAUUAAUACUGUUUGUGCUGCCAAAGAUCUCUCAUUUGAAUGGUCAGGACUCAUAAGUUGUGAUGGCCUUUCAAAACUCCACCAUCCACUCUAGGACUAAAAGGGGUUGAAAAUUUUGUGGUUAACAUAAGAUGGAAAUAACACAUCUGAAAUAAAAAUGAACCUCUUCUGUCAGUUAUCGUGUUGAAUUAAAUUUUACUCUUCUGAUCAAUGGUGAGUUGAAAAUUUUUGGUAAUUGUGUAAUGACAAAAGGACUCUUGUAGUCCAUUAGAAGUUCCUUAGCCCGGGCUGAUCUGGGGGUGUUAAUAGUAGUAAUUUAAUAGUACUAUAUGUUCCUCUUUGUUCACCAGGCUUGUGCAGAAUUUUUGGAACUAGCUCAGACACAGGAAAAGAGGUGGCAAAAGAGUCUGCAGCUUGAACGUCAACGACGAGUGACCCUUGAAGAGACAGUUGAAGCUCUUGCAAGACAACACAACACGCUGGAAAGGGCAUGCCGCAAAAGCACAGGUGCAAACUUGGCUGACAUGCCUGGUGUGGAACUUGGUCGUGACAGUGAUGAAGAAGAGGAAGCAGUUGAAGAAGAAGAUGAUGAAAAUGCAGAAUUCUUUGAUGCUAUAGCAGAGCACCCUGAGGGCUUUACAAUAGCAGUUAGCAAAAGCCACGAGAGUUUACAAAGUAUAAGCUCUGACACUAGCAUGGAGCUUGAAAGUGCCAGUAAAUUAGGCACUAACAAAGAAGAGGCUAGUGAGGAUACUGCUGCUACUGAAACAACUACUGAUGUAGUAUGUGCAACAGGCAAAGAGGACUCGCAAAUAUCUGCCAGUGAUGAUACAAAUGCAGGUUUAAAGAUAGUCACAGCUCCUUUCACAGUGGAAGGUUCUUUUGGAGUGUCUUCCGUGAGUAUCAAUAAUCUUGGUUCCAGAAAUAAGAAUAAGUCAAUCACAAAUGACAUCAAAGCACCAUUUCUUUUUUAUCCACUUAUAUUUUGAUCACAGUAAGUGAUCUUCAGGGUGACUGAACCAACUGUUAAUAUUCAACACUGUUUAAAUUGCUGCAUUGUCAAGGUAACACGUGUGCAAACAAACACUUCCUUUUUUGAAAAAUGUUAUAGUUUUAGUAAGAGUAGUGAUUGACUUCCCCGGAAAGAAUAUUUGCAUACAAAAUGUGCCCAGUUCUACAUACUGUAUGGCCAAGUGGGACAGGCCCCGUUACCUUUCAGUUCCCUGUGAGUGGAACAGUCUAGCCUUGUCAGUCUUGUUUUAAAAAACUCAGAUUUGGCUAUAAUAUGGGCUUUUUUACCACGCAGGAUUAGCUCAGUCGGUAGAGCACUUGACUGCAGAGGGAAAGGUCGUGGGCUCGAUUCCUGGGGCGGGACCAUGACGCAGGGUCUUAAAAUAACUGAAAAAUGGAGGAACACCCUUUUUACUGCAAGUGGCGAGACCUUUGCGUGGCUCAGAUGACCACAUAAAUUGGCGGUCCUGUCUCCAGUAGGAGAGGUAAAAAUAGUGUCCCCAUUUAGCACUUUCAUGCUAAAUACAUUGACACUGAAAUAAAGUGCAGUUUUUACAAGUGAAGUAUGCCAAUGAUUUUUAAUUACAUUUUUAGCAAUCAACAGACAAGCUUGUGACGAAGUAUUACAGAAAGAAGAUACCAGACAAACCAGAUAUUAGUAUUAACCUCUGGAGUAUUAUGAAGAACUGUAUAGGAAAAGAAUUGUCCAAAAUACCAAUGCCUGUGAGUAUUGGCUAGUCAUUUGUUGCCUUUUCUAUAUUUUGACUAAUACACUAAAAGUGAUGAAGAGAUGCAGUGUACAAAAUAACGUUCUGAUAGUGUCAGCAGUGUUUGUAAUAAUAACAUUUGCCCUCCUUGUGAAAUAGCUUCCUCUUCCGAUAGGUGACUCUUUGCUGACCGAUGUUGUUGUUGCAUAUUGUUUUUAGAGAAAAGGCAAAAUGCUAAAAUCAUGAUUGCCUUCAACAGCUAAAACAGGGUUCCUAGUCAGCAGCCUGUGUAAUAUUUAACUCUUUAUAACUAGAAUUUAAGGAAAAUCAGAGACUGCAAUAUUUCUGGCUAGCAAAGUUGUUAAUGAUCCCAUAAUUCUUUGUUAAAUUUGCAGUUUUUAGAUUGCUUACUACAAGGAAUAUUGGGUAAUAAUGUUGUAGUAAAUGUUUCAGAGAGAGCUCUAUUACUUAUUGUGCCUUGUUUUUUCAAAAUAUAUUCAAAAUUGGCAUUACUGUAACUCAAUUAAAAAAAAAGUAGCAUUCUAAUGAGGAAAAAUAUUAUUGAAAGCAAAGAGUUAUCUAUUAUGUGCAGUUUCAAGGCUCUCAAUGACUUUUUGGGGGCAGGUUCAGCUGGGAUAUAAUGAUAAGCUAGUGACAUUAGCAUUAAUGUAUGCACAUAAAGAGCAGAAUUGUAUUUUCAUUUUGCUACCAUAUUGUAUCCAGCUGUCAUUUCUUCAGUUAUCAUGAUAGUUUGUUCACACUGGCUGACAUUUUCCUUGCAAAAUUUAAGGUCAAAGUAAACUCAAGAUUGCUUUGUGGCCUCACUCUUGCAUAAGCUUAAGCACAGAAAAAACAAUAUUGCAGUAGUAACUGCUGUUCAUUACCGCUUACCGCUUACAUUGAAGGAUAUUACAUGUUAGUCUGUUUGUGCAGAAAAGAAGACUUUAAUGAAUUGUAUUCAUAGCUGUAAGAUUGGGAGCUUAUACAGUACACUAUACUAAGUAUCCCUCUCAUCUGGUUUGCAGGUUAAUUUUAAUGAACCCAUUUCUAUGCUUCAAAGACUGACAGAAGAGUUAGAAUAUGCACAUCUUUUAGACAAGGCAGCGGCUUGUGAGUCUUCCACAGAGCAAAUGUGUUAUGUUGCAGCAUUUACAACAUCUUCUUACUCUACUACUGCUGCAAGGACAUCGAAGCCAUUCAACCCAUUGCUUGGUGAAACAUUUGAAUUUGACAGAACAGAAGAUUUAGGAUGGCGGUACCUUGCUGAGCAGGUGAAUUAACUUUGCUGUUGCUUUAAGUUGACUUGCUGUAUUUGUAGUGGAUAAAUUACAUAAUAUAUUUUAACAUAAAGUCAAGAUGAAGCCUUUUAGACCAAACUAAAUUUUCAUCAUACUUUUUGCUGGUUGACCACCACCCAAAGGCAGGAGAUAACAUGGCCGAGUGGUCAGUGCAACAGACUUCCAAUCCAGUGGACCCAGUUUCUAGUCCUGCUCCAGUCACCUGCUUUAUUUGUUCUUGGUCAUUCUGAAUUCAAAUCCUCAGCCUAGCUUGUAAAUAUCCAAAUGUUUGCCUCCUGCCAGUUGGGGUUUUUAAUCCUGUUAAAAUAUUUUAUUUGGAUUAUUAUUUUUUGUUGUUAAUUAUUUUACUGAAACAAAAGAAAGCGUUUGCAUUAGUUUUCCCAGAGGAUUGGUCUGGGACACCAACAUGGCCGCCGUUUCAUUGUUUUGGGACACCAAUAUGGCCGCCGUGACGUCAUGUGAAAACACUCUAUUGUUUUAGUGUAGUGCCUGUAAACUAGCUGGAUAUGCUAAAUGCAUUUUCCACCAUAAACAAGCCACUAACCUUUUUUAACCCUACUUAAAAAUGUUGUUGCAUGAAAUUUGCUGCAAACAACAUUAUUUUGGGGCAGAGGGAGGGGUGUAAAAUCUGUACUCUUGGGUUGAAUGAAAAGUGUCUAACAGCAGGGUCCGAAAAAUCUGUUCUGGCGACCAGAAUUUCUAACUUUGUCAUUGUAAACUUUCACGUGAUUAAAAUUGAAACCUGAAAUUUGUUUACUUUUUGUCCUGUGAUAUUUGUUUAAUUUAAAAGUAAACGAAUCUUCCUGUAAAUAUACCUUCAAACAGCUAGUUAAGUGCCAAGGGGGAAGUUUUGCUCUCUGGCGACCAAUAAUUUAUACUUGCUCGCCAGUUGGCGCCCACAUUAAAAAGUUAAUUUCGGACCCUGAACAGUUAAGUCUGCAAUUUUAGCUUCCACCACAAAGGGGGAAGUGAAUGUUACCACAUUAUAAUUGUACACUUGCAGGGUUGUUAGAAAGUUUUGAAGUAGAGGUCUGAGUCGUCAAAGUAAGCGGCCAGUCCAGGGAUUUUGUAUUUAAAAAUCGUCAUCCAAAAAGAAAUGUGAAUGCAACGAUUUUUGCCAGCAGCCGGCUGCUUUUGACAACCCUGCAAUUGUGUUGAAUUCUGUGCAGUGAUGGAGAGUGCUAUUACUUUGUCUUAAAUAUUGACCACAGGUGAGCCAUCAUCCGCCUGCAUCAGCCCUUCAUGUUGAACAUAAAGACUGGACCUUCUGGCAGGAAUUCGCCCUCACCAGCAAAUUCCGUGGCAAGUAUCUUCAGGUCAUACCACAUGGCACUGCUCAUCUUAAGUUUACCAAGACUGGCUACCACUACUCAUGGAAGAAAGUCACAACUACAGUUCACAACAUUAUUGUUGGAAAGCUUUGGAUUGAUCAGGUGCGACCAGAAACCUUUAUUAAAAUUUAAACUUAAAUUUUAUGCCAGUGCUGCUAAUAUAUUGAUUAGCGAUUCAUGAGUAGAUUAACAUGAAAUCAAUGAAAUUGGGAAAACAGUAAGCUCAUUUUUCAAGUUGUUACAAAUGUGAAGUCCUUUUGCACUUUAUAGACUGUUUAUAGACCAAACCAAUUGCGUGUAUACCAGUGUAGUGUACAGAAAGUGUUCACCAUAGAGGGUGCAUCAAUCAGUCAAUCAUUCAACAAAUUUAUUCAACCUACGCUAGCCACACACAACAAAAGCUGAUUUCCAGGUGGGGCGUAGGCAAACACACCUGGCAAAAACUAGAAGCAGUAUGGUGUUCACCUGCAGUGCAAAAUGUGUAUUUUCCAGAAAAUAUCCAUACCCCCCCACCCCACGAAGGGUAAUGGAAACUCAGAGGGGGGGUCCAAAGAGAGUCAAUUUCUGAGGCGAUGGGGGUGGCUUCACAAGUCUUUUUUCCGGGGGCUCCAAGUAAGAUUGAUGAGCAAGCUUAGCUAUCAGUUAUUUUACCGUUAAUUGGUGUUUCAAAGUAAAAAUUAUUGUUUUCAUUGAUGAUCUUUUAUUUGCGGUCGGCUGGGUGCUUUUUUCAUGACUUGCUUUGAUGCGGUGUGGGGGGGGGGGGUAUGGAUAUUUUUUGGAACUACACAAUGUUACAAAAUUUCAGAAAAUAAUAAUUUUAUUAAUAACGUAGAAAUUUUCACAGCACGGCUACAACGUGAUCUAACGUACAGUAAUUCACCGAAUUUGUAGGGAAAUCUCUGUCCUGUUUCAUCAAGACUAAGUAGAAUUAUUUUGCCAGAUAUUCUUCGUCAAAACUUUCAUAUAGUUACUUUAAUUAUUAGUGAAAAGAGAAAAGUCGCACAAAAUGCAAUCAGAUGCCAAGAAAAGACUUUGAACAGUAAAGGGUGGUUAAGAAAGUCCUUAUUUUUGAGAAGUUGACAAAAAUGCUUGAAAAGCAUUACCUACCAUUUACUCCCGCUCUGCAUUCACUCCUGUGUAUAUUGGUUACCCCACUAAAAAGGGCAUUAAAAAAUUUGUUGUUUCAAAUUGCAUCUAAACUUGUCAGUGUCGUUUUGUACAAGCAAAGCCUGUAAAUACUAUCCUUUGAAGCACAACAUUUUUGCAUGUUAUGUUUGACAAAAUCUUGAAUUAUGUUUGCAUUUGUUGUUGUAGUCAGGUGAGAUGGACAUUCAAAAUCACACAACAAAAGACGUUUGUCAUCUCAAAUAUGAUGCUUACAAUUAUUUUGGAAGAGAUACUCCUAGAAAGGUAGGUGGCAUACAUACAUACAUACAUACAUAAACUUUAUUUAUCCUCGGAUUUUAGUGUAGCUUACAUAGCUAGUAUCUCCGAUGCUAACUAAUUUUAAAAGUUACAACAUAUAUAAUAUAAUAUUAAUUAAUGUAGUAUUAACUAAAACUGUGCACUAACAAUUUGCGCUUAAAUUCACUAUAAUCUACAUUCUUUCUAAAGUGAUCAGGUAGAGAAUUCCAGUACUUAACAGAUGAAUAGCUAAAGGAAUUUAGACCAUAAUUAUGUGGUUGUAGACGGCUUAGGAAGUGAUAAAAUAUUAGUACCCCGUAGGGAGUAAGCACUAGAUCUUAACUUGAUCAGUUGUUUUAAAUAGCACGGAUAUUUAGCAAAAUGGAGACAUUUGAAUAUACAAAUCAUCAUAUUUUGUAUCCUCCUGUUGGCUAAACCACACACACCAGCCUUGUCUAGAAGAGCAUCCUAGUUCGAGUCCCAGUCCUUUAAAACAAAUCUUAAAAUACGUCUAUUUAAGGUGUCCAGUUUGACAGAAUCUUCUGAAUUACAAAAGUGCCAUAUCAUUGAACAGUAGUGAAAAUGGGGUAAGAUAAACGCUUUAUAAAGGCGAAGCAUAAUUUCGGAAGAGAUAAGUUUGCCAAAUCUUUUGAAGACACUGAACUGAUUAUUUAUUUUUUUGCAUACAGAGGAUAUGUGAUCCUUGAAAUUAAGUUCAUUGUCUAGAGAUAUUCCAAAAAGAUCCAGGCAUCUUGUGGUUAAAAAGGAGAAAGGGUAAUCGGUUUUGCCAAGAACCAUCCCUUGAUGUUUAGCAGGGUUUGCUUUCAUCCCAUUGUCUUCGAACCAUUUAUUUGCUAUUUGUACAUCAUGAUUGAUCCGCCGUUCCAAGGCCACUGGGUUUACAUCAGAUGAGUGCAGUUGGCACUCAUCUGAAUUAAUCAUUUUAUUUGUUUGAUGUCAUAUUAAACAGUAGCCUUAAUGCUAAAUUCAUUUGCUAUCAAAGUGCAUGCUGUGUGCACCUUUUCAAUUUUACACGUUCAGUUAAACUGAUAGAAAUUAAACAUAUUCCAUUAAUUUUUUACUUUGUAUUGGAAUGAAAAAUAUGCAAUGUUGCAAAUGUUUUUUUCUCGAAAAAGCAAAGUGACUUUCACGAUUAAAAAAGGCAAUGAAAAUGAAAGGUUACAACUACAUAUACAAGGCUGAUGAACAGUGGUUGCCAUUUAUUUUGUUAUUGACUAUUGUGUUACCAAUCAGUUGUGACAGUUCACUGAGCAAAGAAGAGUGAUGGUAUUGAAUAAUAUAAAAACAGAGUACGUUGUAUUUUAGGUGACAGGAGUUGUCACGGACCAUAACAAAGUUGUUAGAUAUGUCAUAUCUGGUACAUGGGAUAACAAGAUGGAUGGAUCUAAAGUUGUCUAUACAAGGUCCCCGCCCUCUGCAGUGAAACAACCUCCCUCCACCCCCCACAAGAGCCAGGCCCAGACUCUACCUCCAGUGUCACUGUGGAAGAAAAACCCAGCUGUGUAAGUAUGCCUAGGCUGCCUUUUUCACAUCACCAAAGGCUAGACAUUCUGCUUACAAAUCUGCAACAACUAUUACAUGAACCCUUAAGUUCUGUCUGACGAAAAUUACAUCAUCAAGCGCCGCGUCAAGGAGGCCAUUGCCAUCGAACAAAGAAAACUCCCUUUGAAUAGGGAUGGGGACUGGACCUCCCGGCCAUUUAGUACAAUCCUCUGCUGGGAAUACGUAUAGAUAGAGGAUAGAGAUUUUGCUCCUUCAACAUCUCUAGUGUUUUUAAGAACUUUCAGGUUUGUCAAACCUGUAUUAAAACGGUCACUAAGCAAUUCCCUAAGGGUGACCGCUUUAUUCAUGUUUCCCUUUAUUGGGUUCGUAGCAUGUGAAGGUCAACGUUUUACCUGAGUCUUCUUGAUCAUCAUAAAAAAUUCAUGUACAGUGUAUUAAUUACCUCCAACUCAAUUUCUUUUAGGCCAGGCUGCGAGAAAAUGUAUUACUUCACAGAGUUAACCCUUGCUCUUAAUCAGCCUGACAGCAGUGUUGCCCCAACCGACUCACGGAGGAGGCCUGACCAACGACUUAUGGAGAACUGCAAGUGGGAUGAAGCUAAUCAAGAAAAGCAAAAACUGGAAGAAUUGCAAAGAACGAGAAGACGAAAACGUGAAUUUGAAGCCUCUGAAGCAGAGAGAGAAGGGAAAGUUUAUGAAGGAUACAAGCCGGUGUGGUUUGAGAAUGUUGUGGACGAACUGAGUGAUUCGUCUAUACAUGUCUACAAAGGUGGCUACUGGGAGGCUAAAGAAAGAAAAGAUUGGAGCUUAUGCCCCGAGAUUUAUAGUUAGGAUCACUUUUUAUUGCUUCUUGAUUUAUUGCAAAGGUGACUUUUACAGUGUAUGCUGGAUCAAUUGAUUCACGUGUCAUCUGGUGAAGGAAACCUUUGGAAGAGCGUGACAGGUUCGAAGAUAUGGAGAUAUUGAGUAAAAAACCCGGAAAGCUUUUCCAUUGUGAAGAUUUUUUUUGGUUUAUUGUGUGAAUGCCAAAAAGCAGUUCACAAGCGAGUAGUAUUGCUAAGGCCAGCUGUCAACAGUGCUGACUUCUAUUUACGCCUGAGCCAUUCUAAAGGCAAUCAGUGAUUAUUUGGAAGGAUCAAGUGCUUGAGUAUUAUUUUAUUUGCUCAGAAGUAUGCUGUCAGAGGAGUGAAAGGUGGUGUUCUUUAAGACUUAUCUUCUCUUUGCUGAACUUAUGAAGCCUAUCAAUAUGAAAAGCUUUAAGUAGAAGUAAAACGCCAUAGUGAACUAUGAUCAUUGUGUAGUUCUAGGAAAUCCCCACAAUAUCCCCCAUGGAAGGUCACUCUGAGCCUGGAUGGAGGGGAGGGGAGGGGGGAGGGUCCUUGAUUCAAAAUACUUAAAUGAAGGGGUAAAAAAAGGAUUUACUGAUGGCGGGGGUAAGAGCAUAAACCACAAAAACUUCUUUGGGGGAGGUAUCUGUAGCUUUCAUGAACUAGGAACAUCGCACUCAAAAGGAAUUGAAACUUUGUUUGGGUGUUUUCUAGUU
Molecule: messenger RNA, 17496 nt
Organism: Porites lobata
Lineage: Eukaryota; Metazoa; Cnidaria; Anthozoa; Scleractinia; Poritidae
Source: the annotation of a GenBank genome assembly